Molecule: messenger RNA, 1034 nt
Organism: Scaptodrosophila lebanonensis
Lineage: Eukaryota; Metazoa; Arthropoda; Insecta; Diptera; Drosophilidae
Gene: GstO2
Product: pyrimidodiazepine synthase
Exons: 2
Coding region: 99-848 (249 amino acids)
Biological process (GO): glutathione metabolic process
Cellular component (GO): cytoplasm
Molecular function (GO): glutathione transferase activity; glutathione dehydrogenase (ascorbate) activity
Source: RefSeq, a predicted model, not a curated record
GUCAAAAGCUUUUGGUUGUCAUUUAUUUUGAGAAAGUCGAAUAACGAAGACGCAAACUGAAGCGAUUAACAAAAGUACUUACUAAACUGGAAAACAAUAUGAGUGUACCACUUAAACACUUUAAGAAAGGUUCGGAAAAACCCUUACUUCCCGAUGAUGGCGUUUUGCGUAUUUACUCAAUGCGAUUCUGCCCAUAUGCCCAACGUGCACACCUGGUUCUGAAUGCCAAAAAGUUACCUCAUCACAAGAUUUUCAUCGAUUUAAAGGAGAAACCUGAAUGGUACACCGAAUACAGUCCGUUAGGCAAGGUUCCGGCUCUUCAAUUGACCGCCGUUGAUGGUCAACCAGCUCUGGUUGAGUCACUCGUUAUUGCGGAGUAUUUGGACGAACAAUAUCCGGAGCCUCCGCUAUUUGCUAAAGACCCGCUUAGAAAGGCACAGGAUAAGAUACUCAUUGAGCGUUUUGGAGCAGCAGGCAGUGCUGUUUAUCCCGUUUUCUUUACCAAUAAUCCACCAGAGGAUGCACUCAAGAAUCUGGAAAAUGUUUUGGAUAUUUUUGAACAGGAGAUAACCAAACGUGGCACGCCCUAUUUUGGGGGUCAGCAAAUCGGUAUUGUAGACUAUAUGAUAUGGCCUUGGUUUGAGCGCCUUGGAGCUUUAAAGCAUCUGCUACCCGAUAAAUACGAUCUGAACCAGACACGCUAUCCUAAUUUGGUUAAAUGGCGUGAUCUUGUCGCGCAAGAUGAAGCCGUUAAGCAAUACGCACUGGAUGGGGAAGUUCAUGCCAAUUUCAUGCGUCUACAGCGUGAAGGGAAACCCAAUUUUGAUUUGGCUUUUGAAACAUCGUAAAGCCCACUCCAUAAUAUGAGCAAAAUGUGAGACAGAUGAUUAAGCAUACUUAAAAUGUUCAUAAAAUUAUUAUUAUUCAUAUUUUUUCGAAAUAUAUUGUGUAUUCUAAGUUCAACGACCAGUAUACAUAGUAAAGCUGAGCGCAUGAUAAAAUAAAAAAUACUCAAAUUUCCCUUUGCUAAGCAA